CGAUUCCCACAAUAAACGUAGAGAAAGAGAAAAGGGUCUUCCUCUCCUCUCCUCUCCUCUCGUCUCUUCUCUUGAGAAAGCAACCUUACUUUGGAGACGAGAAUCUAAUCAAUCCAUCGAAAAACAAAAGCUGCCUACCUAUUUAUUUUGAAAAUUACAGCAAACAAACGCCUCUGCCUCGUUUCAAAAGUAGCCGUUAGACCAACCGGGUACUGCCUCGAAUCCCCAGUUGCUGUCUGUCUUUGCUUAUAUAUCUAUCGAUCUCCAACCAGCUGAUCUCCUCCUCCAUCACUUUGCCUCGUUUAUUUCCCAAUUGAUUUUGAUUUUGAUUUUGAUUUUGAUUUUGAUUUUGAUAGCUGGGGAUCAGGUCGGCCUCCUCCCUCAACUGAAGAACGGGCUCGGAAAUGGAAAGGGGAUAUUUGAUGAUGUUGGCAACAGUGACAGUGACAGUGGUGGCUGUGUUGGGUUGUUGUUGUUGUGGUGGUGUUGAAGGGCUUGGUGUGAACUGGGGAACCAUGGCUACGCAUAAGAUGCCUCCGGACACCGUUGUCCAGAUGCUCAAGGACAAUGGCAUUCAGAAGGUGAAGCUCUUCGACGCCGAACAGUCGACCAUGAGUGCUUUGGCUGGCACUAACAUCGAGGUCAUGGUUGCCAUUCCCAAUGAUCAACUUGAGGCUAUGACCAACUAUGCCCGUGCCAAAGAAUGGGUCCGGAGGAACGUGACCCGCUACAAUUUCAAUGGAGGAGUUAACGUCAAGUAUGUAGCUGUUGGGAAUGAGCCUUUUCUCACAUCGUACAAUGGUUCAUUCCUGAAUGUCACCUUCCCGGCACUUCAGAACAUUCAAAACGCCCUUAAUGAUGCUGGGGUUGGAGAUUCCAUAAAGGCUACUGUGCCCUUGAAUGCUGAUGUCUACAACUCACCAGAGUCCAAUGCCGUCCCAUCUGCAGGAAGGUUCCGGAGUGAUAUCAGUCAACUGAUGACUGACAUUGUCCAGUUCCUUGGCAAAAACAAGGCGCCUUUCACUGUAAAUAUUUACCCUUUCCUAAGUCUAUAUGGAAAUGAUGGCUUCCCUUUUAACUUUGCCUUCUUUGAUGGGGAUGCAAAUGCCCUUGUCGACACCGCCACUGGGAUUCAAUAUACCAAUGUUUUCGAUGCUAAUUUUGAUACCUUGGUUUCUUCCUUGAAAGCAAUCGGAUUUGGGGAUAUGACCAUUAUAGUAGGGGAGGUGGGAUGGCCAACAGACGGAGACAAGAAUGCCAAUGCUGGUAAUGCUUACAGAUUUUAUAACGGGCUUUUUACAAAACUUGGAGCCAAUAGAGGCACCCCUCUGCGGCCUGGAUAUAUAGAAGUCUACUUGUUUGGACUUAUUGAUGAGGAUGCAAAGAGCAUUGCCCCUGGAAGUUUUGAGCGUCAUUGGGGAAUUUUCGGUUAUGAUGGGCAGCCUAAGUUUGCAGUUGACGUUACUGGUCAGGGUCAAAACAAGUUCCUAAUGGGUGCAAAGAAUGUGCAAUAUCUUGAAAAGAAAUGGUGUGCGUUCAAUCCAAACGCCAAAGAUCUGAGCAAAAUUGCAGAUAACAUAAACUAUGCUUGUACCUAUGCAGAUUGCACAGCACUGGAAUACGGGUCUACUUGCAACAAUUUAGAUGCUAAUGGGAAUGCUUCAUAUGCGUUUAAUAUGUACUAUCAGGUUCAGAAUCAGGAUGAUCUAUCCUGCAACUUUCAGGGUAUGGCGGCCGUGACAACACAGAACAUCUCACAAGGGACUUGCAAUUUCAUUAUUCAGAUAGCUUCUUCAUCUACAUUUUCUUUAAGACCCUCUCUACUGGUAGGCACAGUACUCAUAGUACUCUUCUCGAUACUGUUGCUAUAGAUUUUUGUAGAUAGCUCAGGUCAGCUGCCUUUAGUAGAAUCCUUUUCUCUUUUUUUUUUUCUUGGCCUCUGGGAGAAUUUUAGUUUUUUUUUUUUCUGAUUUAUUCAAUAAAGUUUAACAGGAUUUAUUAUUGUUAUA
Messenger RNA from Rosa rugosa (rugosa rose), 2009 nucleotides. RefSeq names its product glucan endo-1,3-beta-glucosidase 8-like. The record is from RefSeq and is a predicted model, not a curated record. Gene Ontology annotation, molecular function: hydrolase activity, hydrolyzing O-glycosyl compounds. NCBI's taxonomy places the organism in Eukaryota, Viridiplantae, Streptophyta, Magnoliopsida, Rosales, Rosaceae. The coding region runs from base 405 to 1871 and encodes 488 amino acids. Gene Ontology annotation, biological process: carbohydrate metabolic process. Gene Ontology annotation, cellular component: plasma membrane. The transcript has 3 exons.